AUGGAUCACAUGGAUGACAUUGAAUUGACCGAAAUGGUGGACACAGAUAAUAAUUCAAUAUCUAAUAAUAAUAAUAAUGACGGUAUAGUUGAUAAUAGUAGUAUCGAAAUCCCUACUACUACUACUACCGUUUUGCGUACCUAUUCAUCAACUAAUGUUAACGAUAACCAGUUAACUAAUAUAUCAGAUAAUGAUAAUUAUGAUUAUGGUUUCACAUUAAUAGAUGCCAUAAAAAUACUAAUAUCCGGUUUCGCCUAUAUUUUUGAUGUCGGCAAAGAUCUAGGUUUAGCCAUACAUUUUUAUCUAGCAAAUGAUUAUGGAUAUUUUUGGUUGACAUUACUGUUUGUAAUAAUACCGUCGCUUAUCAUAACCGUUAUAUCAGUCCGUAUGUCUAUCAGCGAUAUGUUUACACUAAGCGAUGGUGGAAUAAAUAUAGUAUACCCUCAAAAAACAUGUAGGCAAUUGUUUUCAAUAUUACAAUUGGGACCAAUUGUAUGCUAUUUGGAUGCAUUUUUAUAUUGUCUGGACAGCUGGAAAUUGCGUCGAUUUCGACAUCAGUCAACUAAUUAUUCAGAUCGAAUAAAAAACAAUUAUUAUCUAAAAAUUUUGGCCGAAAAGUCGGCCAAUUCGUUACGUUUUUAUGAAUGUCUACUCGAAUCGAUUCCGCAAUUAAUACUUCAACUCUAUAUACUUAUUCAAACGUUUGACAAUUGGUUUUACGAUAAUCGCCAAUCAGAUAUCAUAUUAGAAUUUAAAUAG
Molecule: messenger RNA, 759 nt
Organism: Oppia nitens
Lineage: Eukaryota; Metazoa; Arthropoda; Arachnida; Sarcoptiformes; Oppiidae
Product: XK-related protein 6-like
Exons: 3
Coding region: 1-759 (252 amino acids)
Biological process (GO): apoptotic process involved in development; engulfment of apoptotic cell; phosphatidylserine exposure on apoptotic cell surface
Cellular component (GO): plasma membrane
Source: RefSeq, a predicted model, not a curated record